This is a messenger RNA of Porites lobata, 8588 nucleotides long. The record is from the annotation of a GenBank genome assembly. NCBI's taxonomy places the organism in Eukaryota, Metazoa, Cnidaria, Anthozoa, Scleractinia, Poritidae.
AUGACAGAUUACUCCAAAGAUUUUCACGAUUCACGUCGAUCAUGGUUCGUUUGUGCCUCGUCGUUCGUAGUGCAGUUCAUUAUUUUUGGAAUACACAGUUCAGUGGGGAUUUUCUUCAUUGCCUUUGGAAAGGAAUUUCAACGCAGUGAAUCCGCCACAGGUAAAUUCAUUUUUGUUAACAUACCCUAGAUUGGUACACUGUGUUUUAAUAUUCCAUUUCAUUUCAAUAGCUAGAGGGUAAUGAAAUAGAAUCCUUGCAGGUUAGGUAAAUGGCAAAUGCAUGACCGAGAAGUAAUAUUUAUGAGGCAUUGUUCCCAUGCGUUUUAAACAAUAAUUUUCAAGGACGCAGCAUUACCAGGCUUCAAAGUAGCUAACCAUUACACACAAUUUUCUGUUCUUUCCAUGGUUAUCAACUUGCUUGGGAAGGGGAUAUGAUGAUAUGAGUUAUUAUUUCCGACAAUAAAUGUUACAAGACAUUCAUAUUAUUUAUUUACGUUCUGUCCGUUAGAUGACAGGUAACAAAAACCAGCACCGCUUGUUAGAACGGUUGCGGGUUGCUUUAAAGUACGUGAGAGAUUCAUUUUUUAAAGUCAUGUUUGUGCCCUUUCGUUGACCGCCAUCUGUGCAUGGGUCCGGUAAAUUUGUUUAUCAAAUACUUGUAAUAUUAUAUAGUUUCCGGUUUUAAAAAUCCGAAAAAACGUGACUUUUUAAUUAGUCAGUCAUAAUUUUCAAGCCCAGGGGGAGAGCUUGCUGUUAUAUCCCCACCCCACCUAAGAACAUACUAUAUGAUAUAUAUAGCUGAUCCGUUUGCCUCGACAAUACAGUCAGAUCCCGUUUUAAAAUACGGACAUAAUGUCCAUAUUAACGGGGUGUCCGUACUUAGGCGAGUGAGGCUUUCUUUCCCCAGGGACAAUUGACUGAAUUGAAGCAAAGUGCCGGUAAUAACGAGGUGUCGGUAUGAAACGGGUGUUCUUAAAGCGAGAUUCGACAAUAACUGAGAAUGGCUUCCAAGUAAUCAAAGCGCAAUUCUCAAGAGGUGAAUAAAAAGGAAAAAGAUCCACAACCCAAUUCCUCACCAAACUCGACCCUGUGUUACACUUAGACCAACGUGGUUGAAAUCUAUACCUCUAAUAUGUAAUUUUAUGCUAAAAGGCUCUAACUUAUACCCUUUGGCACCGUGUAUCACCUCUAAGGCUAAAAAAGAGGGAGUGCCCCCCGGGAUGAAAGCGAACCAAUAUAUUUUUUUAAGGUUUUAGCGGCAAUCCACAUGCACUGGGGCUCUAAAGCCCUCUUCUCCUAACAUAUCGGGGUAGGCUGCGCUAAAAAUGCAUAGGUACCUUUUUUCGAGGCCUUCUCGUAAUUGAGAAUUCAAAAUGGUUAACAUUUUUCAAUGAAAUGGCAUAUAAAAAGGUAUAUUAAGGGGUGGUACAUCUAGGUAGUUCCUCCAAGAUGAAUUUUUUUGAGAAACCCUAGCGCCUCUUUGUGGGGCAUGUUCGUACAAAUUCCCACAUGAUCAGCUGUGCAUGAAGAUUCUUCCCACGAUAUAAGAAGAAGGGGUGGAAAAUUCUUUUAAUUAUGUUCAUGCAAAAUUUUCCUGACGACAAAUGAAGCGCGUGUUUCAUGUUUCACCUAAAAACUAAAAACUCUAAUGACCUAUCUUCCGAUUCGGCUGAUCCAGCUUUCAUCAGUCCAGAAAAAAAAGCAAGGUCAUAUUCCUCCGAUCUCAGUUCCUCAUCCUUCCGCCACGUGCAAAUAUCGUGUUGAAAUGUCAUUUAAACCGCCAACGUGGUUGUCGUUUAUGCACACUACGAGCAGUCCCUCAUUUUCCUCAGGGACAAUGGACCAAAUUGCCUGUUUCUGACGUUCAUUUGGUGGAGAGCGAGUUAAAUUGUACGCGGCGAGCACAAAAGGAAAACGAGGGUAAAAAAAUAAUAAAGAGGGGAGACCUUUUCCGUCCCAUUUUUCCCUCGUCAAUUUUCGCCAGCGCCCUACUAUCUGAACGUGUAGAACAGGCUAUGGAGCGAGGGAAUACGCGAGCGCGUGAGACUGAAGCUCGCCAUCCGCUAGGAAGGUGACGCCCGUCUCCGCUUCUCCUCUCGCUCGUGGCAAUUUUUGGGCGCUUUAAUUGAGGGACUACUCGUAAUCUAUUGUUUACGUUUAGGAUUACGGGGAACAAAUGGAGGAGUGCAGCUUCUGCGAGCGUACGGCUGGGGGAAACUCACAUAAAUUUAAGUUGCGGGGUUGCUGCGUGCUUCCUAAUUAAGCAAUGCGAAGUUAAUAUAGAGCUGAUGUUUGUUUUCCCUGUUAGCAGAGUCCUCUUUUCCCUGGUAUUCGGCGGGGAAAAGAGCCCCGGGGUACUCCCCUAUAAAAGUGACGGGGGCGCUCGUCGGAAAAUUUCGAGAACACCCAUAAAAGGUACCAGUAAUCUUGUUUUUCGGGCGUGUCCCAAAUUCAUUUCCACCCCUAAGAGGUAUCAAUUCAACAAAAACAAACUAUAUAACUGGCACUGCAAAUUUUAAAGGUAAUAAAGACAACUUUCGAACACUUUCAUCUAGAGGACUUUUUGAAAGUAUUGUCAGAAAUCUUCAUCCUGAUAAAGCGUAUCAUGUCUAACAGAAUCUGGCAGUAGUCAUUUUAGGUUUUCGCACCCUUAGCGGUACCAACCCACAAAUAUAAACCUCUAAACGGUACGGCGAGCAUUCCCGUCAAUUUUAUAGGGGAGUACCACCCCCCCUCCCCACCGGGGAAAAGAGGCCUCGGCUUGCAGGAAGUCAAGGGCAGGGCUUGAGCGGAUGGAACCAAAUGAUCAAUAAAGAGACCGGUAGACACUGGUCUCCAAAACUUAUUUUUGGGGUUAGAAAAAAACUUUUUAUUCCGACAAAACGCCGUUAUGGAACCAAAUGAUCAAUAAAGAGAGUCUCAAUGGGGUGAACCUUUAGCCGACAAACGGUUAGCUCAAUAGGAUAAGUGCCGGUCUGCUGAGUGGGAGGCCGUAGGUUCAAACCCCGGCCGGACCAACAAUCAGGAUCUUUAAAUAACUGAGGAGAAAGUGCUGCCUUUGUAAUAACAUCGGCAAACGGUUUGACAUUCUAGUCUUCUUGGAUAAGGACGAUAAACCGUAGGCCCCGUGCACACUCUUCACAAACUCCUUCCUUCCACAGGUAAUAAAAAUCGGAACUUUGCCUUACAUUUGUGCAAGAACCCAUCUUUUUUUUAGUCACGUUUUCGCGCUUAAGUGUUUAAUUAGUUAGGGCAAUUUUAUGCCCUUUUUAUUGUUAUAUUUUAUAUACUUUUUUUUAUUAUUAUUGUAAUGUCUUUAUUGUAAUGUCUUUCGUAAUUCAGCCUAUGGCUGCAAGGUAUUAAGACAAUAAAGCAUCUAUCUCUAUCUCCCGUCUCACAAGCCCUUGAACAUGUAAUAAAAAAUCCGUAGGACGUUAAAGAACCGACACACUCUUCGUAAAAAGUAGGGCACGUAGUGCCCGUUGUAGUGGUCUAUCUGACUUUCACACUCAUGUAUGAAGGCAUCAUUACUCAUGCCUUCACUACUUGUAAACUGCACCUUACGCAGUCUGGUAAAGUCCCCCAACCAGUGUUGUAAAUUAUUCCUGAAAAGCUCUGAGGGGAGUGGAUAAUAUGAUAUUUACACAUUUACAGUUUUACAUUUACACGCAUAAAUUUAACCGUCAAUCGUCAAAAAAGGUGAUUUUUUACCGCCAACCGUAAAAAAUGCAGAUUAAAAUUUAACCGUCAAAACGUUUCAAGGUAUUUCAAAUCAGCUGAUCUUCACAAGAUUCUUGCUCCAGAGGAGGCUCUAAACUGGAAAAACCAGUUCCCAUGUUCUCUAAAACACUCUCUCUAGACAUUACAAGACCGCACAACUUACUUGUAUCUGAAAAUAUCUUGAAAUCAUUAUAAAUGAAAGGCUAAGACAACCUCCAAACCACAACAGUUAAUAUUAAUUCACAUAGAAGGUAACAUUUACUUAAACUCUUGAAAUAAAUUUCUAAAAUUUAACCGUCAAAAAAGCUACACCCCAUUGAGACCCUAAAUAAACACCGCCCUGGAAUGAACGGAGCACCCAAUCAGAAGAGUGCGACGUUUAUUCCUGGAUUUAUAAGAUUAAACAUCUUUCCUUUAUACAUAGUAUUUGUCUUAUCGUAAUUGGUGUCAAUACAAACAGUAGGUAGUAUAACUUUUGUUGUUCUAUAUAAGUCUCAUUCUUUUGUAUGCGCAUUUGAUCAUAUAAUUCUAUAAAACGCCAAUGCGUUAAAUCGAAUAAAUACGAUAUCUUAUGAUAGUUUAGGGGCGUAAAUAAAAGAUAACACACAGAGAAGGCUAAAACGCACUGCAGGCGAACUAAGCUAAAUAAGACAAAACAGCUUGUAACCAGACUGCGGUGUCUGAAAUCAAACGACAACUUUAGUGGCCCUCAGUCUAUUUACAAAACCAAUUGAAUACAAGUCUAAACAACAUUGACUGUAAGAGUCACACUACUAAACAUUCGGCUAUUUUCAGUUUCGAUAUUUUAUUUUACAUACAGGAAAUUUGUCUCAAAAUCGUAAUUUUUGGUGACAUUUUUCUUUCUGUUCUUAAAAAUGCUCGCCUUAGACGACCAUGCUGUUUAUUACGGCAUCAAGUUAACAAAAUUUAAAACAUUUACUUAGGCGCUAACUGUGCACUUUGGAGAAUGCGUCAAAAGGUGGAAAAAAAAAAAUCUGAACGGAGGUGCCAAAAGUGUUCAUUGAUAAAGGCUGAGUUUCGAGAAAUACAAAGAAGUAUACUUGUCAUAUAUUGGGUCAAAUUAUUGUAAGUUUGUUACUUGUAAGUGUUUCCAGAGCCGAGCAAAAUUUUCAAUUGUAAUUUCAGUGUCUUCUCUGUUGCAGCCUGGGUGGGAUCGCUUGCGUUUGGUGUAAUGUUUUUCAUGGGACCGCUGGCCACCGCCCUGUGCGAUAACAUGGGAUGCCGAGUAGUCACGUGCGUUGGAGGUCUUCUCUCAUUUAUUGGACUCUUCACUACGUCAUACGUUACAAAUUUCGUUUUGCUGUAUUUCACCUAUGGCCUACUCUGGGGAGUGGGAACAAGUUUUUGUUAUUUCGCUUCUUUAGUUAUUUUACCCAUGCAUUUUAGAAAAUAUUUAUCAUUAGCUUACGGAAUCGCCAUUGCUGGAGCUGGACUGGGCGUUCCGCCGAUGACGUGGUUGAUUAAUCAACUUAUCGGAUAUUACGACUGGAGAGUGACAAUACGAAUUCUUGCGGGAAUCACGCUGCUCAUGUGUGCUGCAAGUCUGAGCUACGGUCAAAUUGCUAUAUCACGGAGGCUUUAUCUUAAACUAGACAAGAAAGAAUUAAUUAGAAAUUUACAUGGUGGUAUUCAUCACAAGCUUAAGUUACAUUUAUUGGAAUUUAUUAGUUUAAACCCCUGGAACAACAAGGCUUUUGCGGUUUGGGCAGUUUCUUUGAGUUUUAUCGCGUUUGGAAACUUCAUACCGUUCGUCUUUUUGGUAAGUACAAAUUUCUUGUUUCGGUUCAUGGCAAAUGUUCCAAUAAAAGCGGUUGUUUACCAUUUACCAAACUUUUCCGCAAAAUCCGGUUGGGAAGUAAAUGGAACGCAACUUUUUGGAUGGUUUCAGAGGAAAAUUUCCGGGAGCAACGGAACAUCGAAAAAGUAGUGCUGUUUUUCGGACGGAAUGUUCCAAACGAAAAUUUGUGUUCCAUUUCAAGCCAUUAUUGUUACCAGUUUCAGGCCUUGGCGGCUGUUUUUUAAAUGGAACUAAUUUGUACAAAUGGCUAAGGCGAUUCCGACACGAUAUUUACCAGUCCUGAAUCUUGCUAACCAUUUUCCCAGACCGUGAAUCGAGCGGUUUACCCAUGUAAAUGGUAAACAACCAGCCUCACGUUCAGUUGCUUAGAGGUUGUUAGUUUUACUUUUUCUGCUGGCUAAUUAAGUUACUUUUGAAGUCACUUUUUUGGUUCUCUCACUUUCUUCAAACUGGUGUGACAUCCUCAAUACAGUAGGUAGUCACUUGUGCGAUUUCUUUCUUCGCACAAUGGCGACACAACACACGCUCCUUAAAUGGGCGGUGCUUCGUCUUUUUCGAGAAGCGCGGGAAAACUGGUGGAACUAGGUUCUGUUUAGAUCAUGUUCUCAUUGGUCGAGAAAGUGGCACGAGAUCUUUAAUCCAAUCACAGAAGUUACGAUACAAAAUGAAAGAAAUCACAAAGGUGCGAGUGGAAUCAAAUAAAUUACAAUAGAAAUACGUUAGUUUAACACACAACUCCUUCAUCAAGGCGAGGCCUAGUGUAAUAACUCUUAACAUAAAAAUGAGUUUAUUUGCUCGUGAACGAAAUCUUGUUUUCAUAUGAAAAGAUAAGCGCCGGGACUCGCUUUGAUGGCCUGGUGUUGUACACUGAGUAUCAACAUUUCUUGUUUCCCUUGUGCGUUAACUUUUUGUUCUUGUCUCACGGUCAAGACAGAACUAGAGAAGUGCGGCGGUUACAGCAAAACCUGUACUAGGGGGAGAGUCUGCUUAAUUAUUCAUACCCGUUUUACAUAAAAGAUAUGGAAGAAAAUCUUGGAACCUACCCGACUGCUUUCAGAGUGUUGGCUCAAGAAGGUUCCUAGUUUCUUUUAGCGCUAGGGUGUAACCGUUGUGAAGUUAAAAGUUGUUCUUGUGUUUCAACAGAUCAGCAUAGCAAAUGAUAUAGGUAUUCCAAGUUCCAAGAGUGCAUUGCUCAUUGGUUUCCAGGCUAUCACACAAACAGCUUCACGGAUAGUGUUCGGGAGACUGGGAAGCAGUCCGCGAAUAGACAGAGUCACGUCAGUUCAAAUCAUUGGCCUUGUGCUGGCUAUUAAUGCCACUCUCUUUCCAUUAGCAAGGACUUACUCAUCUUUAGUAGUGUAUGUCGUUGUGUUUGGCUUGUUUGAUGGAUGUCUCGCCGUCAUGUUCGGGAUGGGAACAUUGUAUAUUGUUGGGGAGAAACUGGUAGGUCGGGCCUUUGGAAACCUUUGCUUUGCGGCCGCCAUCGGAAACUUACUUGGUCCUCCUGUGGCAGGUUGGUAUAGUGUUUUAAAAUUCAUGGUCUAAAGGUACUCGACAACCUGUGAGCAUAGCCCCUUUUUCUCAAGAAACACAACAACUUGCAUGUCUCGUCAUAAUUCAAGGUGGCUGCUCGACUUGUACCCCCAGACAAUCCCAGAAAUGAGCGCGUGCUUAGUUUGGGUCCCAGGCUAUCACUCUUUUCCGAAGUGAGCUAUAAAGACGUGCAAUCGGCGUUAUUGGCCUCAUGUAAGGGGAUCCAAGACAGCUGUGGAUUCUGGAUUCCACGCCAUGAAUUCCGGAUUCCGGAUUCUCUGGCAAUGGAACUUGGAUUCCGGUUUCCUAGAGUUGUUUCCCAGAUUCUAAAGCCCAGGAUUCUGGAUUCCAAUUAUAACAAAAUGACCAGACAACCGUGAAACAGCCCCUGUCCAGUUGUAUCGAAGUGGACUAUGUGGAAUGACAACGAGUAUGAGAUUUUCUCAAUACUGAGUAUUGCUCACGCGUGAAUUCGAACCAGCGUCAUUUUGGGGGGGGAAACGUGAUAGCCGUCGUCAUUCUACUACGAGUUUUAACGAGAAUGUCGUAGUUGCGGGAACAAGUUAUCAAAUGUUAGAAGUUUUAGCAUUUUGCAAUCGGGAGAGGGCUUAAUCUCCUUCAAUAACCGGAUAACAGUGCUAACGUUUCUGGUUGAAAAAAAGUACAAUAAAGAAUUCCGGACUAUUAUCGAUUUUUAGUCAAUAUUUAAUCAGUUUACGGUUAAAGCGGCCUAAAGAUAAUCAGUAAGUAUUAGCAUUAGUGUGAUCUAAAAAUCUCAAAUCAAAAAUUUAAGUCUUAAACUAUGUCGGGACUUGUAACAUACAAUUUCUUUUUUCUUCUCUUCAUUGCAGGAUUUAUCUUCGACAAAUUCGGAAAAUAUGAUAUCGCAUUCUUUCUUUGUGGAGCAAUUAUGACUUUCGGAGUGUGUUUGCUGUUUUUUGUUCCAUGGUUAAUGCAAAGAAAACCCGAAUCGUGUAGCGAAGAAAGCGUAAUGAUUCUAAACGACCGAGAACACAUCAAGAGAUCCACUAGUUACGGGAAAACGCCGAGGAUGAUUUUCAGUUACCCCACUGAGGCUGCAUUUUUUUCCAGUAAAAAUCACCAUGACAGUGUAUUACAGCAUAGCGUCUCCAUGGCAGUGCUGAGACAAAGUGACACGCCACCUUUAAUGAUGUCGGCAAUGUAUCGCGCAUGGUCAGCCGCUGCCCAAUUGCAUUGCACGGACUCGCUAAAUGGCUCGUCCGGAUAUGAGAGCGACUACAAUAGGGACACGACAUCAUCGCAAUCGAGUGAAGUGGUCGACAAAACAAUGGAAAGCAAGUUUGGUUCUGUGACUAUAAUAACACCAGCUAUGAGCUUUGAUGAUCUAGAGGUCGUGGUUCAAAAUGAAAGACUUACGAAAGGGGGCUGGAAAGCUGGUUCUAUAGACAUGUUCAGUGUAUUGUUUGAAACUUCGCUAGAAAAUGAAGUUUUCAGUCCUCAAAAGUCAGGAAUUGAGAAUGGUAGCCAUAAGUAA